Molecule: messenger RNA, 2591 nt
Organism: Dryobates pubescens (Downy woodpecker)
Lineage: Eukaryota; Metazoa; Chordata; Aves; Piciformes; Picidae
Gene: L3MBTL1
Product: L3MBTL histone methyl-lysine binding protein 1
Exons: 21
Coding region: 26-2557 (843 amino acids)
Biological process (GO): regulation of DNA-templated transcription
Cellular component (GO): nucleus
Molecular function (GO): zinc ion binding; protein binding
Source: RefSeq, a predicted model, not a curated record
UGGUGCUGUGUGCCCAGGCAAGGUGAUGGACAGCAGAGCAGAGAUGGAGGUUGUGAGGAGCACCAAGGGGAGUGCCCCUGGGGAGGUCAGCGUCCAUGUGGUCACCACUGAGAGCACUGUGCAGAGCACCCACUUGCCAACAACUGCCUUCAUCAUACCAGCCAACGCCACAACCAUCAACCUUCCCAGCAGCGCCCUGGAGAUCCAGCGCUUCCCCCGCGAGCCACAGCGGAGCACGGGGGCCGAGAGGCCCGAGAGGGGAGCAGGGGGUGAGCCCAUCACAGCUGCUGUCAUCCCCCAGAUCAGUGGGGUGCAGGCCUGCAGCACUGUCCGUGUGCUGGAGUGGAAGGACGGGGUGGCCACGCUGCCCGGCAGCAACCUGCGGUUUCGAAUCAACGAGUAUGGGACGCUGAAGGUGGUGAGUGCUGACAAGAUGCCUGCAGUGGAAGCUGUGAAGGAAGGUCACAGAGAGAAGGAUGAGGACUCAGAGGUGGCCCCCAGCAGCAGGGACAACGCCUCUGUGGCUCAGGAUGUGCCCGAGCAGAGCAAGGUGCCAGCGGCGGAGGGGCUGUGCCACUGCGACACCUGUGGGCGCAGACAGGCGCUGGACGUGGCCCGGGAGGGCAGGGGCUUCUGCAGCGAGCACUGCCACCAGCAGUUCAAGGAAAGGUCUGUCAUCGUGGAGAACUCUGCCAGCAGCACCAUUGCCACUGAGAUCCUCAAGCCAGUGAAGAAACGAAAGAGGAAGGACUACCAGAGCCCCUCAGAGGAGGAAUAUGAAUCUGAGCAGAUGGAGGAAAAACAGGAGGAGAGGAAGACCUCAGCAGGAGACUCUGCCCUCAGCAACCCGGAGCCCGAGGCGUGGAACGGGAGCCAGCACGGUGCCAGUGAGGAGAAGAAAGAAGGCUGGUCUUGGGCGUCCUACCUGGAGGAGCAGAAAGCUGUGGCUGCCCCUUUAGAUCUCUUCCAGGAUUAUCAAGUAGCUUCCCAGCACAAGAAUGGCUUUAAAGUGGGGAUGAAGCUGGAGGGGAUUGAUCCACAGCACCCAUCCAUGUACUUCAUCCUGACAGUGGCUGAGGUGUGUGGCUACCGGAUGCGCCUCCACUUCGACGGCUACUCCGAGUGCCACGACUUCUGGCUCAAUGCUGACUCCCCUGACAUCCACCCUGCUGGCUGGUUUGAGGAGACAGGCCACAAACUCCAGCCCCCCAAGGGGGUUGUAGGUUAUAAGGAAGAAGAAUUCAGCUGGACAAACUACCUGAAGAUAACAAAGGCUCAGGCAGCUCCUAAGCAUCUCUUUGUGGUCCGAAACACACACCAGGUCUCCCCAGGCUUCGAGGUGGGCAUGAAGCUGGAGGCCGUGGACCGCAUGAACCCCUCGCUGAUCUGCGUGGCCACGGUGACCGACGUGGUGCAGAACCGCUUCCUGGUGCACUUCGACAACUGGGACGACACCUAUGACUACUGGUGUGACCCCAGCAGUCCAUACAUCCACCCCGUGGGAUGGUGUCAGGAGCACGGCAAACCCCUCACACCUCCUCAAGAUUAUCCUGACCCUGACAACUUCACCUGGGAAAAGUACCUGAAGGAGACAGGAGCAUCUGCUGUGCCAGCCUGGGCCUUCAAAGUGCGCCCACCCCAUGGCUUCCUGGUCAACAUGAAGCUGGAGGCCGUGGACAGGAGGACUCCGUCCUUCAUCCGGGUGGCCAGCGUGGAGGACGUGGAAGACCACAGGAUCAAGAUCCACUUUGAUGGCUGGAGCCACAUCUAUGACUUCUGGAUCGACGUGGAUCACCCAGACAUCCACCCCAUAGGCUGGUGCUCAAAAACAGGGCACCCACUGCAGCCCCCUCUCAGGCCGAAGGAAGCAGCCUCCUCUGCCCAUGGGGGCUGCCCAACACUGGGCUGCAAGAGCAUCCCUCACACCAAGAGCUCCAAGUACAGCUUUCACCACAGGAAGUGCCCCACGCCGGGCUGCGACGGCUCGGGCCACGUCACCGGCAGGUUCACAGCCCACUACUGCCUCUCGGGCUGCCCCCUGGCCGAGAAGAACCAGGGCAGGCUGAAGGCAGAGCUGUCCGACAGCGAGGCGCCCAGCCGCAAGAGGAACCUGCUGGCCUUCCCCCAGCGCAAGAAGUCUCGGCACCACGGCAGGGGGCGACCCCCCAAGUACCGGAAGAUCCAGCAGGAAGACUUCCAGACCAUUGCUUCAGACAACAUGCACCAGUCCCUCUUCAUGUCUGCCCUGUCCGCCCACCCUGACCGCUCCCUGGCGCUCUGCUGGGAGCAGCACUGCAAGCUGCUGCCAGGGGUGGCUGGCAUCACAGCAACCACCGUGGCCAAGUGGACCAUCGAUGAGGUCUUUAGCUUUGUUCAGACUCUGACGGGGUGUGAGGACCAAGCCAAGCUCUUCAAGGACGAGAUGAUCGACGGUGAGGCCUUCCUGCUGCUGACCCAGGCUGACAUCGUCAAGAUCAUGAGUGUCAAGCUGGGCCCCGCUCUCAAGAUCUACAAUGCCAUCCUCAUGUUCAAGAACGCUGAUGACAGCUUGAAGUGACUCCUGCCGGCCUGAGGGGCAUCCUCCCUGCCUG